GCAGCCCCUCGAUAGGCUGGUUCAUAACCCCCAAGGCAAUAAGUGCCUUCUGGUCUAUAGUUCUCAGGAGAGAGCGGCUGUAAAGCACUGCCCUUGGCGGGCUCCGGAAUUCCAGCCCAGAGGGCUCUGUUUCUGACAGUUGAAGAGGUGUCUGGCAGGACCACAGAUUAAGAGAGGUCCCUGGCCGGGGCCUCUCCAGGGGAGGUUUCCUGGGUGAGGCCAUCCAGUGAUGGGCAAACGUCAUCACGAAGGCCUGACGUCGUCCCCCAAGUUCUUUCCUGUCUAUUUGGUUGAGAAUUAGCGACAGCAUUCCCUGGAACGUGCCAGGAGCAAAGCCAUCUUCUCCAGUGCCGUUUACACGGGGUGACUAAACAUCUGUUCAGUUGGUGUAAUAGAACGCCACCGUGUGCUAAACGCUUGUGUUUAUCAUUCGGCAGAUAUGGGCAGUGACACACUGAAGGGAAGAGGCUCGACGCCCACCUCAGCCUUGGCGAGAGAAAGCCUUGAAACCCAUUUAACAAAUGAGUUGUGGCAGCCUCCAACAGGAGCCCGAGACUACGGCUUUCAGCCUCACCAACAGAGACACUUGAUUACAAGCUCAUCAGCCAAGCCGCGCAGGCCCGGGGAGGACGGCGUCCCCCCAAGCCCCCGCUCCAAGUGCCACGGUCCUUGUGGGCUGCCAGGGCGGAGCAAGCUCAUGGAUCUGCCCCCACACAGCUCCCUCAUCUGUAAAGAUGCUUCUCGCGCCCCGUCGCAAGACUGUCCGAAUGAAAGGAGACCCAGUCACGGGGAACACCGGAGGUCCCAGGGAGACCCGAGCGGAGGGAGCGGCAUGGCCAAGGACCUUCUCAUGGGUGAGGGCAGUGUGGGAUUAUCACCCAGAGGCCAGAAAGCACGAGUCCGAAAGAGAGUUAGCUUCCGCCUCCCAGACCUGGAAGAAGAAAAGGGCUCAGCUCCGCUCCUGCCUGACUCAAGGGACGCGGGAGCUCCUUGGAGACCACAGCACGAUCCACACCACCAAGGAAGCAGCUGCCAUGGAGAAGAGCGAAGCAGGAUGCAGGAAGGGACAAAGGGCGGAAAAGGCUCCUCAGAUUCACACUUUCCAGAAAAUGACAGGACCAAAGUCUCCUACCCAAAGAGGAAAGUGAAAGGGCAGAACUUGAACAUUAAAUUAAAUCUGCAUCCCUUUAGGAAAUCAAGAAUCCACCCAGAGAAGCAGCCUGACAGAGAGAAGUCCUUAAAGCCAGGCCACAAAGUCACUCACCACAGAACACCCCAAGUGUCUGAGGUAGAAGCAGCAAGCAAGGAAAGGCGAAUGAAGCUUCCCCUUCAGCAGGCAGAGAGCAGAGGGCACCCCAAAACACUGAUCCCCAAGCCUCUUAGCAAGCAGGUCUCGGGUAGAAGCCAAAGGACCAAAAAUGUAGCUCGGAUGGUGUCUGGAGUCAGUAGGAGUGGUGGGGACCACGCCGGCCAUGCCCCCGCUCACAUUCCUGGAGAAGGCAGUGAGGACACCCUCCCAUUUCCUGCAUCUCCAGGCAUUCCUCAGUCACUACCAAAGGAGGGGGCGGAACGUGCUCUUAUUCCGCCAUCUUCAGUGGUCAACUAUCCAUCAGGUACUGGACAAGAUCACUCCAAGCCGCAGCAUUUCCAGGGGGGUGCUGACCAAGCGACACCAGAGACCCCUGAGGCUGGGGAGCGCCAGGAAGUUGGGGAGUGCCAGGAAGUUGGGGAGCGCCACGAGGUUGGGGAGCACCAUGAGGUUGGGGAGCACCUCGAGGUUGGGGAGCACCAUGAGGUUGGGGAGCACCACGAGGUUGGGGAGCACCACGAGGUUGGGGAGUACCAUGAGGUUGGGGAGCACCACGAGGUUGGGGAGCACCACGAGGUUGGGGAGCACCAUAGGUCACAGCCUAUUCUAGUCCCCAAAGAGAGUGCUGACCCUUCCACCCCCAGGGAUGAAAUACAGCUGGUAUGUGAUGACAAGCUCGACACCAAUCCAAAGGAUUUGAACCCCGAGGGAACUUUGCCAUCUAAGCUCCAGCGUUCUUGUCAUCCACAGUGGGGAACCCACAGCAUCACCCAAUGGUCGCCCCAGACAAUAAAGUGUUGCACGACAACGGACGGGUCCAAACCCGGCCACAAAAAGGUUUCUAGAGUGGAGCCUCCUGGCUCUCCCCUCAGUCCUCAGACCCCAACGGACAGCAACAGAACAUCUGUGGAAGCCAAUUUCAUUCCACACGGAAACAGCCUCAAGUUUUCCAGUGAUCUCAAGAGCCCCGUUCUGGGCACUGCAGCCAAGGGGCGGCACCCAGCUGGGGAGACUGAAAAAGGACCGGACGGCGCAAAGGGACUAGCCAGAGAUGACUGCAACGAAGCCCCCACAGAGAAAGGAGGAAUGGAAGAAACGAGGGAAAGAGCCGGCGGUGGGACGGGCGCCGAAGCUAAAGAGACCAUCCUGGGGAGCAGCUCCGAAGGGACUCCCCAAAGCCAGGAAAAUGGAAAAGCGCACCUGCAGGCCUUCCGGGGAGCCAAGCAGCAGCAGGAGAGCCAAAUGGGGCAUCUCCGGGGGGAAACUGAUCCCCACACGAGGGGCGAGGAUGGAGGAAGUUGGAGCUGCCCAGGUAAAAGCCACCAAGCAGUUCUGAGGUAGACGUGCGGAGUCUCUGCCAUGCUGCAGCCUCUCCAGGUCUCUCCCUUCUGCCCGAUAUGCUGAUCUGUCACCUUUAGCGGCCAAACCAAGGGAGCCGAAUAUCUCCGCUAAGCACGGCUUUGGCUUUGUCCUUCGGCUUUUGGAAGCCACAAACACCAGCCAGGUUUCGUCGGGGCUCGAAGGCAUGGGGG
Messenger RNA from Monodelphis domestica (gray short-tailed opossum), 2841 nucleotides. The record is from RefSeq and is a predicted model, not a curated record. NCBI's taxonomy places the organism in Eukaryota, Metazoa, Chordata, Mammalia, Didelphimorphia, Didelphidae.